This is a messenger RNA of Zychaea mexicana, 337 nucleotides long. RefSeq lists its product as uncharacterized. The coding region runs from base 121 to 300 and encodes 59 amino acids. The transcript has a single exon. The record is from RefSeq and is a predicted model, not a curated record. NCBI's taxonomy places the organism in Eukaryota, Fungi, Mucoromycota, Mucoromycetes, Mucorales, Lichtheimiaceae.
UGUGUGCCACCAUUGUAACAAGGCGUUUGCUCGACAAGAUGCAUUGAGUCGCCACCAACGACCUAGUGGAGGACAGGGACUAUGUUGCAGUAACAGUACCGGUAACGGCUAUUCAACAACAUGAUCAUCCCCUUGAUCCUUUAUCUUUUUAAAAAUCAUAGCUCCAUCACAGUAUAUCAUACCCUUUUCCUUUCUCUUUUAUGUAAUAUUAUCUUCCUCUUGUUUUUGUAUGAAACUUAUGGUUGUAUGUAUGACUCCUUUUAUGAUAAUAAUAAUUACCUGCCACCACUCCCUUUAUGAAUUUCAUGUUUUCGGGCGUUACUAGAUAUUUGAUUGG